Molecule: messenger RNA, 139 nt
Organism: Haemonchus placei
Lineage: Eukaryota; Metazoa; Nematoda; Chromadorea; Rhabditida; Trichostrongylidae
Source: the annotation of a GenBank genome assembly
UUACAAAUAUUCAAUGGGAGUUUUUUCCAACUUCUUCUUCCUCUUGCCGACAACUGCGAAAUCGGCGUCACUGAAUACGCUCUCAUCCUUCUUAUUUUUCUCCUUUCUAGGCUCGCGAAGUCCUGAUAAAAACUGCUAG